AUGAUCUUAUAUAUACAUUAUCAAAAAGGAACUUUAUUGAUCCUCUUAACCGUUAGUCUAAUACUUUUAACUUCAUUAACUCAAGCCCAGACAAGUUCGAAUAAUUAUGCAUUACCACCUCCAAUGAUUACCGGAAUACCACAGGGACCGAGUAAUAAUACUUAUCCUAACCCUGAGUAUGCAAGACUAGUAGCUUAUUCUUUAUAUUUUUACGAAGCUCAAAGAAGUGGAAAAUUACCUACAAACAACAGGGUAUCAUGGAGACAUGAUUCGGCAUUAAAUGAUGGUCAAGACGUUAACCUUGAUUUAAGUGGGGGUUAUUAUGAUGCAGGUGAUUAUGUGAAAUUUACUUUCCCAUUAUCAUGGACUAUUACAACUAUUGCAUGGGGUGCAUUAGAAUGGAAUCAAGGUUAUCAAUUAGCAAAUCAAACCCAAUAUUUAAUGGAUAUGGUAAAGUGGGGAACUGAUUGGUUUAUAAAAGCUAGUUCGAAUACAAACAGUACAGAAUAUCAAUAUCUAUACGUUAUGGUUGGUAACUUGAACAUUGAUCAUAAUUAUUUUGGACCUGAUACAAAUAUUCCUACUCCACGUCCAUCGUCAAAGGUGGACACCAGUUCUCAUGGAACUGAUGCCGCGGCAGGAGUGGCAGCGGCAUUUGCUGCUUCAUCUAUAUUAUUUCAGUCUAAUGAUUCAAAUUAUUCUAAUACACUUUUAACAUAUGCAAAAAAUUUAUACGCUUUUGCCGAAACAACUCCUUUCACGUUAUAUCAAAAUUCUGCCCCUUUGGUUAAAGAGGGUUAUAGUUCUACCAAUUAUGCUGAUGAAUUAGUAUGGGGUGCACUUUGGUUAUAUCGCGCGACUAAUGACACAACUUAUCUUAACAAAGCAGUUAACUAUUUUAACUCAAAUUCUUUUUCAAAAAAAGUAUUUAAUUGGGAUGAAAAAUCUGGUGGAAAUUAUGUAUUAUUUGCUCAAUUAUUUCAACAAUCUGGUCAAGAUUCAAGCAGGUGGAAAUCUUUGGCAGAAAAAUAUUUAGAUACUAUUAUAAAAACAUCAGGUGGUGAUUGUACAUUUACCGAUGGUGGUCUUUUUUGGUGUGAUGGUGAUAGUGAUGAUGCAUCCCUUACUGUUUCUCUUGGUGCUGCUUUCCUAAGUCUAGUUUAUUCACCAAUUGCUACUUCAAAUACUAAGUCUCGUGAAUAUAUAAAUUUUGCUUUAUCACAAAUUGAUUAUACUCUUGGUAAAAAUCCUCUUAAUACACCAUAUGUUAUUGGUGUUCACCCAAAUUCACCACAGAAUCCUCAUCAUGCUGGUGCUCAUGGUGGAUCUGAUAUGAAUAAUCCACCUCAAACAUUAAAUAUUUUAUAUGGUGGAAUUGUAGGUGGUCCGGAUAAGGGUGAUGAUUUUAGUGAUUCAAGAAGUGAUUAUGCUCACACUGAGGUUGCAAUGGAUUAUAAUGCUGCAUUUCAAAGUUUAAUGGCCUAUCAAAUGAUCAAUUCUCAUACUGAUCCAUAUUAUGUCAAUGUUCCUCCUGGCAUACCAAAAAGAAGAAAAAUCUCUACUGGCGUUAUUAUUGCCAUCGUUAUGUUAUGUCUGUUAUUACUUAUUAUUGCAGCAGUUUUAUUCUGGAAACGAAAAGCAAUUGUUGAUUGGUGGAAACGUCGAAGACAAACAAAAAGUAAUGGACAUUAUGAGUAUGGCUCAUAUUAA
Messenger RNA from Cetraspora pellucida, 1710 nucleotides. The record is from the annotation of a GenBank genome assembly. Lineage: Eukaryota; Fungi; Glomeromycota; Glomeromycetes; Diversisporales; Gigasporaceae.